UUCAAUAUUAUUGCUCAAUUGAUACGAUCGCGAUUAUCCUAUAUCAUUUUGUAUAAUUAAUUCUCCGCUUCGCAGAAGGUCGCACGUGGUCUCUUCGUAGCGCCACGAUUCUCGUUACGCUCGUUAGUUGAAACUGAAUAUUAAUCAUCUCUCCGUGCGAGAAAAAUCCUCUGUUUCACACGCGAACUACAAGUUAAUUCAGGCUGAUUUUUUUUGCGGAAAUAAUAUUUUCGUCGUGUUUUUGGCCGAAUAAUAGCCGUGUAACUUUCACGUUGACUUUUAAAUUAGAGAAAAAGUUCCCCGAUAUCACUGUAACGACAGUAAACGUGUGAAUUUGAAAGCGUCGGUCCGGAGAUACAUGCGCGUCUCCUUCAGGGUCUCAUGAGACUGACGAGCAUGUCCUUCUCGAUGUUGUACGUCGGCUGGCUUAAUUAUCUCAUGAUCACCGUGUUACCCGUGACGAUCGUGUGCGUGAUCUUGCUGUCGCCGGUGUUCGCGGCCACAAACGUGCUGAUCAUCGCGAUCUUCGUCGCGAUGUACAACAUCCUCACAGCUCUCUUCAUGUUCACCAUCGGCACGUUCUUCAAUCGCUCUACAAAGGCAUUGCUCACGUCGAUCCUGUCCUGGAUUUUCCUGGCGCAUUUCACUCUCGUCCUCGAUCAGUAUCUCGCGAGGGCGUCUCUCAUGUGGAAGAUCGGAUCGUUGAUUUUGCCGCACAGCGGUUUGCUGUACGGACUGGUGGCCCUCACGACGCGCAUAGAUCCAGGCGAUUAUGGGCACGACGAGUUGAAUAGUAUCCUCGGGGGAAUGAGAUCGCGCGAUUCCGCCGGUCCCACCUCGCACUUGUGGCCACGAUGGCUCUCCGAACUGAUGAUGCUCCGUAACACCUACGAUAUCGUGCACGCGCGAGAAAAGAUCUCCAUCGGCGCGAUCCUGUUAGCGUGGGUGAUGCACAUCGUCUUCUGGUACCUGGCGGCGGUGUACUUGGACAACGUCAAUCCGGGAAAAUUUGGUAGCCCGAAGCCUUGGUAUUAUUUGUGCCAAAGAUCGGCUCGCGACGUUGACGAAUUGAGGUACCGGGGAUCGACUAAUUGGUCAGCGGUGGAGCACAUCCCGUCGUAUAUAACGCCGUCUAUUCGAGUGAGAUGCGUCAGCAGGCGAUUCGGCAAGUUCGGUAAUCGUAUUACCGCCGUGGACGACGUAACGAUCGACUUCUACCGUGAUGAGUUCAGCGUUAUUCUCGGUCAUAACGGCGCCGGCAAGAGUUGUUUGCUAAAGAUGAUCAUAGGAAUGUACAAGCCGACUCACGGCCGCGUCUACUUGGAGGGGAGGAACGGCAAUCAGAACGAAAACAAUACAGUUCCGAUCGGUUAUUGCCCGCAGGAGAACAUAUUGGUGAAUUAUAUGACGACGAUACAGCAUCUGUAUAUGUUCGGGAUGAUGAAAGGGAUGACUUACGAAGACGCUUAUAGAGAAUCGUUAAAACUAUUGAAGCAACUCAAUUUGGAAUCUGUUAAAAAUUCGAAAGUGAAAACUUGCUCCUUUGGUACGCAAAGGAGGAUCUGCUUGGCAAUGGCGCUUAUUGGCAACACUAAGAUACUGAUCCUCGAUGAACCGACGUACGGAAUCGAUCUCGAGCACAGAAGACAAACGUGGGAUUUACUUUCAGAUAUAAAACGAAACAAGACCAUAUUAAUGGCAACGAAUUCCAUGGAAGCCGCUGAUCUCCUCGCGGACAGGAUAGCGAUUCUCGUAAACGGAAGGAUCGAGUGUUACGGUUCGAAGAUGUAUUUAAAUCGUCGAUAUGGAAUUGGUUACGUUCUGAGCCUGCUGGUGCAAGAGGGUGCCGAUGUGGAGCGACUCCGCUCGGAAAUACAAAGUUUCUCGGCGGAUCCGAUCACUCUGCGAAAUGUAAUGGGUUUGUUGGUGAGAUUCGACGUGCCGCGGAGCAGUCGUUUCACCAAAUUGUUUCAAUAUCUGGAAUGUAAGAAGGAGGAACUGGGUAUCGUGUCGAUUACGUUGAGCGUCGCAAGCAUCGAGAGCCAGUUACUCAGGAUCGGUCUAUCGAGUCAAUUUAAAGAGCGCCUGCAACUGCCUGACGCCAAGUACGAGCUUAUCGUACAAAAGAGACGACGAGAUUUAAUACGAACACCUAGAUCAUGGGAGCGGCUGACCGGCAAGGUUUUACGACGGCAGCAAGUUCUCGCGAUGUUCUAUAAAAAGUUGUUACAUAUCGCCUCGUCCUGGAGGAUAUACGCAUAUUCGAUAAUAUUGGCGAUCGUUAUACUAAUCCUGACUACCAUGAGCGAGCUCAGCAGUUUCACGCUCUUCGAUAUGACCGAGAGAGUUAUGAAUCUGACGAAUUACGUGCACAUCAACGACUUCCACGUUCUUUAUUACGCGGCCGCCGACAAACUCGCGAAAGACUUCCUCGUCACGUUGUACACCACCGGUCAAUCGUACAGCGAUAGGCACAAUUAUCACAUCUCCAGGAAUAUCACCGCCACGGACCUUAUGAUUCAUCCCGACUUGCACUCAAUAGAGUUCAGGGAUCGUUACGUGAUGUCCAUCGACGUGUACUCAAGCGGACGCGUUCGACUCAUAUAUUCGCCCAUCGCGGUGCACAGCGGGCCGAUAGCGUUAAAUCUAUUACACAAUGCAUUGUUGCGUUAUCACACCGGGUCGGAGGACCAUGAGAUCAAAUUGACCAGUCGACCAUUGGUGAAUCCGGGACAGUGGCAACAUUUGCUGGUCGGUCCACGAAACGUAAGAAAUUGGGAAAACGCCGCAAUAGCAAUGACCCUCUUUCUUCUAUUGCCUUCCAUCGACAUGGGCGUACGAGAACUGAACACACUCUCGAAAAUAUUGCAAACCAACGCGGUCGGCAUGUCCACUCGGAUCUAUUGGAUCCCGACGUAUAUCGUCGAUUUCCUCCUGUACACGUUUUCCGUAAUACUACUCGGAAUCGCAACUAUAGUCGCUUACCAUCGCACGUUGCGCUUUACGGCUUUAGAAAUCGUCCAAGUGCUGACGAUAUUCCUGUGCUACGGAGGAUGUGCCAUUCCGUUGGGUUAUUGCGUACAGCUUUUUACACGUAAACCGGAAAACGUGUAUCUGACGGUGAUAAUCAUCAACGUCAUAGUUGUGUUAUUAGUGAACGGAUCCAUCGUGUUCCCGCUAGUGUUUCGCGUAUUCAGCAGUAGCGGAAGAUACAUGUUCGAAGCGCUCGUGCACAUGUUUCCGCCGUACGUGUUGGCCUGUGCCUUGAGCAAUUAUAUUAUGCUGAAUCUGUACAACAGGCAGUGCAGUUAUUUCAAUACUUGCGACACGGAAUUUAACAUCGAGGAUCCCUGCUGUCAGAACUGCAAAGACGAGCGUUGUUACAAGCAGCUGAACGUAAUGCUUAUCAAACAAUCCGGUGCGGAGUAUCAUCACUCGGUGGUGGACGAUAUAUUUUUGAUGAUAUCCCAAAUGCUGACUUUUCACUUAAUAUUGGAAAUAUUCGAACAAAAGAAUCGCAGAAAAUGGAGCAGUUACUCAGCGCCUCCUACGAAUGACGAUGACAUCGUAGAGCCGGACGUCGUGGAGGAAAAGAGACGCAUUGAGGAAUAUAUGCGACAUUUCGACGAAACAAAUUCACUCCCGCCGCGAGUCGCGCUCGUUGUCCAAAACUUAAGGAAAGACUACUCCGGAAAAGCGGUAAUUCGAGGAAUCAAUUUCAGUAUCCAUGAUCAAGAGUGUUUCGGCUUGUUGGGAUUUAACGGAGUCGGUAAGUCGACGGUAUACAGGAUACUGACGGAUCAGACAAAAAUGUCGGCCGGGAAGGUGGUGUUGUACGGUUACGAAUUGACGAGAAACCGCGAGAAGUUUAUAGGUAUGAUAGGCUAUUGUCCACAAACCGACGGGCUAAGUGACUUCAUGACGGGAAGGCAGUAUUUGCAACUUCACGCUGCACUGCGCGGUGUUCCAUACGAGCACAUCAACAACGAAGUGGACAAGUGGCUGGAUAUCUUAGAUAUGAUGAGCUUCGAGAAUUUAAUAAUCGCGAGCUGUCCAUGGGGAAUUCGAAGGAAAAUUUGUAUUUUGCAAAGUCUGGUUGGCGAAUUGCCAAUGAUAUUAAUGGACGAACCCUCCGCUGGAAUCGACAUAAUGACCAGACACGCCCUUUGCGAAAUCUUGCAACAAAUACGGGAGGAGGGGAGAACUGUACUGGUCACUACACACAGUAUGAGAGAAGCGGAAGCAAUGUGCCUACGCGUUGGGAUCUUGGCGAACGGCCAGUUUACCGCGAUUGGAACUUGCGAGAAUCUAAAGGCGAAACAUGGCCGUAAUUUUAUAAUGACUAUCAAAGUAGUGCCAGGCUUUCAGCUCGGGAACUUGGAGAAGAUGAAGAAAAUCAUCGACGAGACAUUUCCAGCAAUAAAGUUCAAGGACAGCUACUUGGGUGUUCUUAAAUAUGAACUCGAUAGUGACGUUUCGUACAGUCAUGUGUUCGACAAACUGGAGAAGUUGAGACAGCGAUACGUGUGGAUAACAGAUUUUUCGAUCAAUCAGCCAUCUAUGGAUGAGAUAUUAUUAAAUUUUAUGUCAAAACAAGAAGAACUCGAGAUGUUAACGUUUUACAAACGUCUACGUUUGUGGAUCGCGCGUAUUAUGCGGAAAACGUAAAUAAAAAUGUCUUAUGAUCUCUUUGCAAAUAAAUUAUUCCCUCGUUACAUAUUAACGCGUAUACAAAUCUUAUAUUUUAGGACACAUGUUCCCUUAAAAAAUUUCA
Messenger RNA from Dinoponera quadriceps, 4774 nucleotides. RefSeq names its product ATP-binding cassette sub-family A member 2-like. Gene Ontology annotation, cellular component: intracellular membrane-bounded organelle; membrane. The transcript is spliced from 25 exons. Bases 382 to 4668 code for a protein of 1428 amino acids. Lineage: Eukaryota; Metazoa; Arthropoda; Insecta; Hymenoptera; Formicidae. Gene Ontology annotation, biological process: lipid transport; transmembrane transport. Gene Ontology annotation, molecular function: ABC-type transporter activity; lipid carrier activity; ATP hydrolysis activity. The record is from RefSeq and is a predicted model, not a curated record.